CGGGACUGCAGCGGGCAUUCUGAAACUGGGUGGGAACUGACUAACUGCCACUGACAUCCCAAGAACACUAAUACAGUAAUCAGUGCUAAUAAAAAGCACUGACACUGUACUAACGACACUGGGCUGGAAGAGGUUAACAUCUGGGGUGACCAAAGUGUUAACUGUAUCCUGUUUUACAUAAUGUGCUGUGUGUAUUUUACUAGGGAAACAUGCAGCAUGUUCUUGCUGGCAGGAGAGAUACCUGUGUGGUUUACACACAGGUCUCUCCCCUGUCAGUGUUACUCAGCGAUCGCUGGGUGCUGGUGGGUAAUCUCUGGCCGGGAUCCGGUG
This is a messenger RNA of Staurois parvus, 330 nucleotides long. NCBI's taxonomy places the organism in Eukaryota, Metazoa, Chordata, Amphibia, Anura, Ranidae. The record is from the annotation of a GenBank genome assembly.